AGAGCCGAUCAUUGUCUCUCUCACACUUUCUAACUAGCCAUUUCACAACAUCCAGACAGCGGAUCGGUCCGUACGCAGCAGCAGCAGCAGCAGUAGCUUCACCCUCAGGGCUUUUUUUCUCCCCUUCCUCCCCCCGACGUCGACCAUAACUAACAAUCUGGAUUCACCGCGCGGAUGAGGGCAAUUACUGGACUUAAUCUAUCAUAAUGUCUCCUUUUCCGAUCGACUUGAUAGUCAAAUGAGUUAGGCAAUGGCCGAGGAGAUCUGACUCCCCUCCUCCCCCCUCUCCUCCUCACCUCCUCCGGGUGCGAGAAGUGGCUGUUUAAAUGAAUCCCAACUCUAAAGAGGGAAAAAAAAAGCACUUUGAUUUCACUGUGAAGCAGAUCGGUGGACAUCAUGUACAGAUCGGCGGGUUUUACACUCAGAAAGCCGCUGAGUGCGUUUGAUUUCGGAUUACUGUGACAACACAGGACGAGUUCUUUGAAGGGGAGAAUUUUUUUUUUUUUUUUUUUUUAGGAGUCUGCUUCCUCUCUGCUCCUGUUCGCCUGUCCUCCGGGUUCCUGCAGGACUCCAGAGUCGCGGAGAGCUCAUGCAGUCGCCAAGGGAGAGGAGUGAAGUGCGACCCCGAGCUGGAUGGAUGGUUAUGGGGAAAAGAGGAAGACCCUCGGCGCUUGACGUGUGCAGAGUCCUCGCCGUGUUUCUCGCACUCUUCCCCGCCGUGAGUCUGCAGUGCAAGAUCCUGAAGUGUAACUCCGAAUUUUGGGCCUCCACCUCGAACUCUGGACCGGAGGAGGAGUUUUGCACGGCGCUGCGGGCGUACAACAGCUGUGUACGCCGGACCGCACGUACCUGUAGGGGGGAUUUGGCAUACCACUCCGCCCAGCAUGGCAUAGAGGAUCUAAUGAGCCAACACAACUGUUCCAAGGAGGGGCCGACAUCCCAGCCACAUGCCCGCACCCCACUUCCUCCUCCACCCCCGCCACUCCUCCCUGACAGUCAGGAACGCUCCGAUGGCCCGGAAGUGUGCCACUACGAGCGCAGCAUUUCACGCAACACGGCGCCACCCAACUACACCCACUGUGGCUUCUUUGGAGACCCACACCUUCGCACCUUUGAUGACGACUUCCAGACGUGUAAAGUGGAGGGAGCAUGGCCGCUCAUCCACAACAAAUACCUGUCUGUCCAGGUGACCAACACUCCGGUAGUGCCAGGUUCUUUGGCCACUGCCACAAGCAAGCUGACAAUCAUCUUUAAGAAUUUCCAGGAAUGUGUGGACCAGAAGAUGUACCAUGCAGAGACAGACGAGCUGCCAGCUGCAUUUGCAGACGGCUCGAAGAACGGAGGGGAUCGGCACGGAGCGAACACUCUGCGCGUGGUGGAAAAGGUUCCCGGGCAGCAUGUGGAGAUUCAGGCCAGGUACAUUGGAACAACCAUAGUGGUCCGGCAGGUUGGCCGCUACCUGACGUUUGCCGUGAGGAUGCCAGAGGAAGUUGUGAACUCUGUGGAGGAAGGCGAUAACCAGGACUUGUACCUGUGUCUUCACGGCUGUCCCGCCAACCAGCGCAUCGACUUCAGGAACUUCCGAGCUCGAGCAGCAGAGGCCCACAGCGCAGGCAGGGCCAGGAGCGGCGUAGGCUUUACCUACCAGUCUGCUAAGGCCAAGUGCAAAGAGCGGCUCCCCGUGGAGGACCUGUACUUUCAGUCCUGCGUGUUUGAUCUUCUCUCUUCUGGAGACAUAAACUUCACCAUGGCAGCCUACUACGCCUUUGAGGAUGUAAAAAUGCUCCACUCAAACAGCAAGAGAUACCACAUCUUUGAAAAGGAUGCUUUUAUGAGCCGCGCAGCACAGAGGAGCCAAAAUUUACUUUCACUCUUCCUCUUCAACCUCCUUGCCGUCUUACUGUGGACUGAGUGCUGCACACUUCAUCUAUAGUCCCUUUACAACAGUGUCCUCAUGGUGCAUCUGUCAGUGAGUGUUAGUUCCAUCGCUGUGUCGUACAUUGGCUGCUGUCUUCCGCUCUCGUUCUGUGACUUGACGGCGGCUUGCCAAAAAGGGUCAUCCCAGCCCCGAGUCUCAUUUUAGUUGUAUUGUCAUGUCGUGACAUCAGUCUUAAUGACAAGGCAAGUUCACCGUGCUCCAUCAUCACGUGUAUUUAGCUGGUUCGUAGGACUGGUCUUUGAAGAGAGCAGCGGUGAGAGAGCCCAGCUACUCCCAGAGCUCAGGAUAUCCACCUGGGAUUAAAUCCCACAUUCUCACCGGGGCUGCAUGCCUAUGUGAAGCCGGACAAGAUGAUCUUUUGCAGAAAGAGGAGUUUGCUGAUCCUCCCUCCACUGAUCCCCUCAUUGGUGCCAAGCCAGUGAAGCUCUCUGUGGCUCCUGUGGCGAAGCGAGAGGACCUGACAGGGGCUUUUGUUAACCUAAGGCCAGAAGCAGCUCUAUGUUUGAUUAGUUUCCAGCUUUGGAAAAGCCUGGGCCUUUUUGGAGGAAGCACUCAGCCAAAAGGAUGUCAGAGCAGCGUCUCCAGUUGUCUGCUGUGGAGAUUAAUGGGUCAUAUUGUUAGGUGUGUGUGUGUGUGUGUGUGUGUGUGUGUGUGUGUUAGUACAAUAUGUGUGCAGAAAUCCGCGUCUGUGGUUAAUUUUGUGUGUUUGUGGGUGCAGGAGUUCCCAGAAAUGAGAUAACCAACCUCCAUUGGGAGAAAUCUUUCCCAUGUUUUUAAUGUUGCACCCAAAAUUUCAGAAAUAGAAAAAGACGAGGCGCUCCACAGUCUGUUCAAAUGUACUCUAUCAGCCAAGUAGCGAAUCCCAAAAGGGGGCCGAUAAAAAUAAUCCCUUUUCAUCUGUACGUCAUUUCAUGUGUCAUCCAGCCUUUCACUCCAUUGUUUGAGCUGACACGUCGAUCAGACAGUGUUUUGUAUUUUAAGUCUGUAAUGUGAAUGUAGCCAACAAGAACGCAAAAGAACAACCUUAGUUAAGGGCACUCGAGAGUGUUUACAGAAUGUAGAUCACAACCAAUCAAACUGCGACGCCUCUUUUGAUAGCGUUUUGUGAAUUUUACUCUCCAUUUCAAGCCUCGGUUGUCGCCCAGCAGUGCUGUAGAUACUGUUAGUACUAGCUGUAAAGACGUCGCCUCUAGUCUGUUUAGCAUUUUAUAGACUACCAGUGUGCUGACCUGACUGUGGCUCACCGCGUAAAUGAUAAGCAUAUGUCUGUAGACGUGAUUUCAUGGCUUAAGUCAUUGCCAAAGAACAAGCCCUCGUGCCAACACCCCCCCCCCCAACAACUGAAUUUUCAUCUUUUCAGUCUGUAAACGAUUCACAUUAGGGGGAUUCUUAAUUGUAUAUAACUUGUGUGUUUGUGGGUGAAUUUGCAGCAAGCAGAAAAAUUACAGUGACACACUAUAAAGGCAGCAUUCGUUUCUGUUUUCGCCGUCUCACCUUUCGCUUUUCUUGUGUUUCAUGAUAGCAUUCCUCGUCACGAGAGGUUUCCAUUUGAACUUUGGCUCUCAGCUGCAGUAUCUGGUAAUGUGUAAGUCAUUCCUGUAGAUACUGUUACUACUCGGGCACAGUUUUAUGGUCAUUUAUCCUUUACACUGAAGUAUUCAGCAGGCCUUACUACUGCUAUUUGGAACAUGUAUUGGUGCAGUUUAACAACAGAAAAAAAAAAUCACACAAACAAAUGAUUGUAAUGUUGAAUCUUGUGUUAAUAGAUGUAAUUUGUGUUGUGAGUUUUGCAGUAUAUGGUUCUACACGUUUAAUGUGAGAUUGUACAUAAGUUUUGUGAGUUGUUGAGUUUAAAUUUGUAUAUUACCAGUUGUGUUUUGAAUUUAUCACUCCAGUUUUUGUACAUCAGAUGUUUUGGUGAAUGUGAACCUUUCUUUUAUUUGAAAAGGGAAUUUUUUGCAAAAACAUGAACACCACAGAACAAACUUUUCUUUACUAAAUGUAUUAUACUCGCCAAGUCUUUGUGGAGGAAGUGAUAAAAUGUUGGAUCCCUUUUGCUUCCAAAUCUAACAUCCCGAAUUCAGCCCACCUUAUCUAUAAAGGGAAUGUAGGAACGUGUUCUGGGGUGUUCAUGUUUUUGAGUUUAAAAGCACUUUAUGUUUUCUUUUUCAUUUAGCUCUUAUUUGGUUUGAAAUUGUGUCAGACUGUACUGGUUAAAAAGGUUGAACAAAAAAAAAGAAUAGCUGAAUGGGAAAUGCCAGACAGAUCAAACUGUGUUUGUAUGUAAAGCAAAUGUUGUGCCACACGCCAGCUGUUUAUAAUGUAAAUUAUUUAUUGAAUAAAAGAAAAUGUCUUGUUAAAGAA
This is a messenger RNA of Dicentrarchus labrax (European seabass), 4303 nucleotides long. It is a transcript of the gene rgma, whose product is annotated as repulsive guidance molecule BMP co-receptor a. NCBI's taxonomy places the organism in Eukaryota, Metazoa, Chordata, Actinopteri, Moronidae. Gene Ontology annotation, biological process: BMP signaling pathway. Gene Ontology annotation, cellular component: plasma membrane. The transcript is spliced from 4 exons. Gene Ontology annotation, molecular function: coreceptor activity. Bases 590 to 1933 code for a protein of 447 amino acids. The record is from RefSeq and is a predicted model, not a curated record.